Cyclocybe aegerita is the source of this 876-nucleotide messenger RNA. The record is from the annotation of a GenBank genome assembly. NCBI's taxonomy places the organism in Eukaryota, Fungi, Basidiomycota, Agaricomycetes, Agaricales, Hemipholiotaceae.
AUGCCUUUCAACACAGAACGCGUUCUUCACCAAAAGACGGACACCAAACUCGACCUAUCAUAUGUUCCUUCUCUCCAUGCCACCAGCGACCUUCCUUGCCCGGAGGACAAGGACAAGGAACCCAUUCCCCUACCUCAUUAUGGCCCAGACGACAUCGCCCGCGUUCAAGCCAUGUUGACCCAUUUCAUCCCAGUCGAGCUGGCAGACGCCAUUCUGGACAUGGCUGAGUUCUGGCCUUGGAUCAGUGUCUCUCGGAAUUCAUACACCUCCGCGUACUCUGCUCUUGAAGGGCCCGAUUGCAACGCCCAAUGGUGUUACCUCGUCACACCAAAAAUCCCCUCGGUCGAACGGAACGGUCGGCGCGUGCCCACCACCGUGAAAAUGGUCAAGUUCUUCGUCAAAACGUACGGAUCGAGCUGGGGUGGAAGUGGAAGUGAUUCCGGCUCAUCGCAAACGUGGUUCGAAAGCGCGAUCAUGAAACCCACCGACCCCGAAGCUGUUUCGUACGAAGACGGCCUUCACCCGCACGGCUGGUUUGAAGGACUCGCAGCACCCCACCCCAAAUUUCUGAACGAUUUCAGGGACACCGAUUUCCCCGGCACCGCGGUUCCGACCUCAUUCGACGCGAGGGCACGGUGGCAUGUGACGAACAACGCGCUGAAUACCCCUCGGGUGUGGCACGAAACCACUUGGAGAUCUGACGACAAGAACAGUGACAUCGUCGAAAGUCAGAGUGGGGAUGGAGUUGGGUUUGUUCAGUCACUCUCAGUAGAUGAUCGUCUUGUUAUCAUGGCACGCGCCAAAGCGCCAGGGUGGACUGAUACCAUAUUCAACGUGAAGAUCGAGGUUUAUUACACCCUCAAUUCCUCCUUUUAA